AUGCCCGCAGCCAUGCUCCCCUACGCUUGCGUCCUGGUGCUUUUGGGAGGUAGGUGCUACCCUCCCCCACCGGCGUCGCCGCCUAAGCCUCACCCGGCCGGCACCUGCCUCACCUCCAGGCUCUUCCUGGGCCCUGUGUGCGGUAAGCCGUUCCGGCACCGCGUGCGCGCUCGCAGCACGCUGACCUCCAGGCACUCGGAGCAGCUCCUGGUGCCGGGCCCUGGGGUGGCUGGGACCUCCAAAAAAAUUCAGGAGGAUCCCAGGCCCACUGAGACUCCCUCGGCAAGUGCCACCCAGCCUCUGCCCGAGGAGCCCGAGGGCAGCGAGGCUCCCCCUGGAGGCCCCCUCCUUGUACCUCCCUUCAGCAAACCGGACCAGAACACCUCCACUUAUCCGCUGGGUCCUGUGUCACCGAGCCUUCGGGGUGGCCCUGGCUCAGAGCAUCAGGCCCUGAGCCCUUGUCGAAGCAUCUUUGCCACCCCGUGGGCCUCCGUCUUCGCCAAAGCCAAGGUGAACGGAGGGAGCCCGGGGGCCCUCGGCUGGAGGCCGGGUCUGGACGAGGCGGUGCCGGGUUUCACCCGGGGCCGCCCAACCGCCCCGGCCAAAGCUCAAGAGGGCCCCCUUGUGGAAGCUCCCGAGAACAGCCCCGCGACCUCCUCCCUGAGGCCUCCGAGCCCUGCCCUGGCCCCGCUGCCGGCCUCACGCCUCAGCCUGACCCCACCACACGCAUCCCGAGCGAGUACCACGGUGAUCCGGGGCCGGCCGGGUCCCACACGUGGGGAUGGACGACACCCGGGCCUGGCGCCGCGGAGGGACCACGAAGCGAGUGGCCACAGGCGGCGGGUGCAGGGCCGGCGGCUCCAGGGGCAGAGGUCAAGCAGAGCCUGGGCUCCUGCCCACACUGCAGAGGCAGCCGGGAUGGCAGAGGGUAGCCGCCUGCGCUGGGGACCACGCUGCCAGCGGCUCCUGCCCAGCAGAGCGUCCGUCACCGCACUGCUGCCCCCACGCCUGGACGGGCCCUGGAUCUCCACUGGCUGCGAGGUGCGCCCGGGACCCGAGUUCCUCACCCGCUCCUACACCUUCUAUCCCAACCGCCUCUUCCGCGCCUACCAGUUCUACUACAGGGACCCCUCGUGCCGGGAGCCCGCCCACUCACUGCUCAUCAAGGGCAAGCUGCGCCUGCGCCGGGCCUCCUGGGUCACCCGGGGCGCCACCGAGGCCGACUACCACCUGCACAAGGUGGGCGUCGUCUUCCACAGCCGCCGCGCCCUGCUCGACGUGGCCGGCCGCCUGGACCAGAGCCGGACCGGCCGGGCCUGCGCGCGCCGCCUGCCCGCCGCCCGGACCUGGAUGCCGGGGGCCCUGUACGAGCUGCUGGGCGCCGGGGCUGAGCGGGACUGCGCGGCCGCCCUGGGCUUCACCAUGCACGAGCUCAGCCUGGUCCGCGUGCAGCGCCGCCUGCAGCCCGAACCCCGGGACUCGCCCCGGCUGGUGGAGGAGCUCUACCUGGGGGACAUCCACACCGACCGGGCCGAGCGGCUGCACUACCGGCCCACCGGCUACCAGCGCCCGCUGCAGAGCGCCCUGCACCACGCCCGCCCCUGCCCGGCCUGCGGCCUCAUCGCCCGCUCCGACGAGCAUCGCCCGCCCGUGCUGCCCCGCCAGGAGGCCCUGCCCCUGCGCCUGGCCGGCCGCUGGGUCAGCCCCGGGUGCGAGGUGCGCCCUGCCGUGCUCUUCCUCACCAGGUUCUUCACCUUCCACGGGCACAACCGCUCCUGGGAAGGGUAUUACCACCACUUCUCGGACCCCACCUGCCGGCAGCCCACCUUCACCGUUUACGCAGCCGGCCGCUACACCAAGGGCACGCCGUCUGCCAAGGUUCGCGGCGGCACCGAGCUGGUGUUCCAGGUCACGCGAGCCCGCGUCACCCCCAUGGACCGGGUCACCACGGCCAUGCUCAACUUCUCCGAGCCGGGCAGCUGUGGCGGCCCGGGGGCCUGGUACCUGGGAGCCGAGCGGGAUGUCACGGCCACCAACGGGUGUGCGCCGCUGGGCAUCAGGCUCCCCCACGAGGAGUACGAGCUCUUCAAGAUGGAGGAGGACCCCCUCGGGCAAAGCCUGCUCUUCAUCGGACAGAGGCCCACCGACGGCUCCAGUCCCGACACCCCGGAGAAGAGGCCCACAUCCUACCAAGCACCCCUGGUGCUCUGUGACAGGGGGCCCUGGGGCUUCUCCAGGCCUCUGCUGCAGACGCCCGCCAGCGACGGCGCCUCGGGACACUCGUCCGACCCCAUGGACUCCCUUCUGGCACCGACUCCUCCACCCGCGACCGCCCUGGACAGUUACACAGCCCGGCCUGCGUCCCAAGUGGCUCGGCACCUGAGUCUCAACAGCACCUGCAGAGUCUACACCCCGGCCGGCAACUCGAAUCACGACCACAGACUCGGGCAUCGCAGCACCGUCAACUGCCGUGAGCUCCGAAGUGCUCACUCCCGACUGUCCGGGGCAGCGCGCGGACCGGCGUCCGCACACCCGUCUCCCUGCCCCACGGCAGCCCAGUUCCCUCCCUGA
Molecule: messenger RNA, 2571 nt
Organism: Kogia breviceps (pygmy sperm whale)
Lineage: Eukaryota; Metazoa; Chordata; Mammalia; Artiodactyla; Physeteridae
Gene: APCDD1L
Product: APC down-regulated 1 like
Exons: 10
Coding region: 1-2571 (856 amino acids)
Biological process (GO): negative regulation of Wnt signaling pathway
Cellular component (GO): plasma membrane
Molecular function (GO): Wnt-protein binding
Source: RefSeq, a predicted model, not a curated record